This is a messenger RNA of Lodderomyces beijingensis, 2175 nucleotides long. NCBI's taxonomy places the organism in Eukaryota, Fungi, Ascomycota, Pichiomycetes, Serinales, Debaryomycetaceae. The record is from the annotation of a GenBank genome assembly.
AUGGAAACUGAACAUUAUUCUCGUAACGGAUCAGAUGAUACCCAGCACGACGAAUGGUUUGACCCGUUGCCCUUGGAUGAAUACUUGAAAAUCAACGAGCUAUCAAGGAAAAACGUCCCCCAAACACGACCAAUCGACGAUACAGACAGAUUGGGCGAGUUGGAUAUCAGAUGUGGCCCCAUCUUGAGAUUAGCGGGAACGUUUGAAAAAAAUGGCAAACACGAAAACAACAAUAACAACAACUAUCGAGCCUCCAUCAUGUUGGUGGUGAAAGACGUGCCGGAGGGAGUGUCCCCGCAGGUUACUUAUAGAAUAGGCCCAGCAAGAGAAUAUUCAAACGUCAAGCCCGAGUUUCAAAUUGGCGAAUUCCCAGCUACCGUUUAUCAUGAAGAAGGCGACUAUACUUUUUACCGGUUUGCCAUUCACUUGACCAUGGCCGAGUAUGAGCAAAAAGUGGAAUACUACAUCAAUAACCAUUUCAAAAAAUCUUUCCAGUUUUUCAUUCCAAGUUAUCACGAAAGUAUGAAUGUCAUUUCGUACUCGUGCAAUGGCUUUUCCUUGGCGUGCGACGCGGAGCAAUACAAAUCGUCACUUUGGCUAGACGUGUUGGCCAAACACUCGAAGCAACACUACCACGUGAUGCUCGGCGGAGGAGACCAAAUCUAUUGUGACGCUGUCAAGUUGCAUUCAAAGAAGUUGCAGGAAUGGCUUUCGAUGAGUAACCCCAUCAGGAAACACUCUAUGCCUGCAGAUGAAGAAACCAUUGCAGAACUUGAGAAAUUCUACUUGAACCAUUAUAUGGACUGGUACGGCAAAGGGUUUUGGGUUGGCAAACAUUCACUGGUGCAAGAAUCGCUUUUCCCCUUGACCAUGUCGCAAAUCCCGCUGGUGAACAUUUACGACGACCACGAUAUCAUUGACGGGUUUGGCUCCUAUAGCGAUGCCACAAUGAGAGCCCCCAUCUUUAGCAAAGUCGGCAAUGUUGCCUACAAAUACUAUAUGCUUUUCCAGCACCAAAUGAGCCCCGAUGAAAAAUUGCACUUGGAGGAUCCUUCUUGGGUGUUGGGCAAGAAAAAUGGCGCCUUUAUCAAGCAAAAGAACCAUUCCGUGUUUAUGAGAUUGGGCAAAGAGAUUAGCCUUUUGGGAUUAGACUGCAGAACCGAACGGAGAUUGAAACAGAUUAAUGACCCCGAGACUUAUCGCGUCGUUUUCAAGAGGUUGACUGAUGAAAUCGCGUCUAGUAAAGAUACAAAGCAUUUGUUGGUCAUGUUGGGUGUUCCCAUCCUUUAUCCUCGAUUAGUGUGGUUGGAGUGGCUAUUAACCUCGACCGCGUUUUACCCCUUGCGUAAAUUGGCCCAAAAGGGGCUUUUAAACAAGGGGCUAGUCAAUGAAUUCGACGGCGAUAUCGAAGUAUUGGACGAUUUAAACGAUCACUGGUGUGCCAAAUACCACAAGAGAGAGCGCAACAUUUUACUAAAGGAGUUGAUGGACUUUGGCGCUUCAAAAGGUAUAAGAGUCACCAUAUUAUCAGGGGACGUUCACCUUGGUUGCAUCGGUAGACUCAAGUCAAAGUACCACCACCAUCCAACGGCCCAUUUACUCGGCGACGCGCAAGAAAUUGCCGAGGCCAACAUUCAUGUGACACAGGACCCCGAGCAUGACCCCAGGUUAAUCUUUAAUGUUGUCUCUUCUGCCAUAGUCAAUGCGCCGCCACCAGAUGCAAUGGCGUCACUUUUAAACAAAAGAAGCGGCAUACACCGCUUUAACAAAGACACCGACGAAGAUGUGCUUCAGAUAUUUGUCAAGGACGUUAACGGCUCAUCCAGAGACAAUAAGCAGUUUCUCAACAAGAGAAACUGGUCGGAUUUAAUCCUUGCCAAACAGUCCAUUACAUACAAGUCGUUAGCCAAGAACGAUGAAGACGAAGGUGUGCUUCGAAAAUUCCCCCAGCCUGUCUUUGAAGGGAAAGAACACGAUGAUUGUUUAAAGGAGAAAGAUGUCGAUGAGAGAAAUGUCAAGUAUCCCUUGUUUAGCGACUCGUUGAUUGCCACGUUGCGUGUGGAGCAAAACAAGGACGACGUCAAGAGUCCCAGUGUUGGAUAUGAAGUUUUCAUUCCGAAAUUAAUUGGAAGAUACAAUUUGGAGUAUGCUCCUAUAAAGCAUGUCGAUAUGUGA